Cantharellus anzutake is the source of this 817-nucleotide messenger RNA. RefSeq lists its product as uncharacterized. The record is from RefSeq and is a predicted model, not a curated record. The transcript has a single exon. Bases 119 to 604 code for a protein of 161 amino acids. NCBI's taxonomy places the organism in Eukaryota, Fungi, Basidiomycota, Agaricomycetes, Cantharellales, Hydnaceae.
UGGAUGUAAGAACGAACCCAGUUGCACAACUCCCCUACACACUUAACGCCACCGCGGCCAUCACUUGUCUGCACCUCUAGCUGCCGUAUCGGGCAACAAGCCAUAGACCUCGUCAGAGAUGUUCUCAUCCUCUCGAUCUAACUCGCCAAAGCCAAACUCGCGGCCUCCAUCUCCCUCAAUGCAGGCUGAAAUUUCAUCGUCGCGGUCGAGCUCGCCAACUAAGGAUCGAUCGAAUUCACCCAGACCGGGCGCUCUCUUCAAAGGCUUCCAGAGACGCCUUACAUCAACUUUCAGAAGGGGUUCUGUGGAUGAGAAGACCGCAAAAGAAAUUACACACUCAAAAUUGGCGUCCUCGCCCAUUACCGCUGUAGUAGAUGCGUCGCAGGCGACUGAAUCUACUCCCAACACGAAAGCGGAGUCCACAUUGUCCCUUCCUCCGGCCAUCGAGCCCAUCGAAAAACCCUCAGCUCCUCCGGCACCUGAAGUGGACGUGAACCCCGUUGUCGAGCGUCAAGCUAACUUCUCAGACUCUCCAAAGUCCAUUUCCCAGGAGAUAGCAUCCAUUGAGGAACUUCAAGACCAGAAUCCGAAAAUUGAUCCGUAGGUUCCCCACCCUCUUUUUGUCUCGUUUCUAAUGCGUAUGCCUAGCGUUGAGGGCUCUCAAACCCAACCUGAAGGCGAAAGGGAGCCUCGAUCGGAGAGCCCUCAGUCAAUCGAGGCAUCAGGCGUCCAUCAGCAGCUUGCUGAUGAUCCUGAAGAUGAUCCUGACCUGCAUGUGGGAACUGUGUAAGUGAAACCUCAGUUCUUGUUUCUGGGC